AAUCAAUUUAAAUUUAUUAUUUUUUGUUACAUGGAAAGUCACAAAGCUUUCCCAAAAGAGCAAUGAGGCUUUGAUGUUUAUAUAGUCAUCUCUCUCUCUUUUUUUUUUGCUAUUUAAAUAUUUAAUGCGUACACAUUACUGAACCAUACACAGAGCACAGAUUUCUACAUUUUUCUUCUUAAGAAUUCUGCUGUAACGGACUACAUUUCUUUUUUCUUUUUUCCUCUUUUCUUUCUUUCUUUUUUUUUAAAUUUACACAUCAACUGUAUGACGUUUAGGGUCUUCUCACACAAAAUAAAUCAACGGGAAGAGCUAGCACGCAGACUCUCACCAUCCAUUGCUGGGAGCUCAACUUGCCAGGCUGGGGCCCCUGAGGGUCGAGGGUCAGGUGGAUAGGUGCUCGGCUCCGAGCUGCCCACCGGAAGGUGAUGAGAAGCAGCGUUGACGCCUUGAGGUGAACAUUUGGUAAUGUCCAGUGUUUAACAAUGUGGAAGUCAAAUGAUACCUUUUUUCCUUUGGAUAAUUUAUUUUCAGAAAGACCCAAUGAAGCUGAAGACUCUCCAGACAAUGAAAAAUCAUUAGACUGGUUUCUACCACCUGCUCCAUUGAUUUCAGAAAUUCCAGAUAUGCAGGUGUUAGAGGAAGAAAUAGAGGCUCAUCAUAAACUGUUAGGUCAGGAUAUGAGGCCAACAGUUUUAACAGAAAAUGUAAAGCUAACUAACGAAGAAACAGAUUCUAUUUUGCCAGCACAAAGAUUCCAAUUUUCCUUUCCCUCUAUUAAAGAAAAGAAUCUAAAACCAGAAGGGUCAGGUAGCAAUGAUUUGCCAAAUAUUGCUGUCAAGAUGAUGCAUGGUUCUUCUCAGACAUACAAAAAUCACAUCGACACUAUGCUAGCACAUGAAAAAAAUGUUUCAGAGCACACACAAUUGGUUAAUUUUGCAGAAGAUAAUGGAGAGAGCACAUCAUCCUUUCGAAAAAGAUUAUUUAAAAUACCUGACAGUGUAGGUAGGUAUGCUUAUUCUAAUGAAAGAACAAACUUGGGAUCUGACAUUUCCUCAGCGAAAACUUUCCAAACAGAAAUGAACAAAGGAGAAUCAUGGAAGUGUAGCAAUAGUAAGCAGAAACCUCAACAUUUGAACAAUAAUAUGUUUAUAGCAAGUGGUAUUACUUCUAAAAUUGGAAAUGAUAUAUCCAAAGCAUCACUUUCAAAUGCAUCUCAGCAUCAUGAAGUUCCAGGAUUAAUAGAAAAUGGUUUAGAUUCCUUGAAGGCUGUUACAGAAAUUCCAGCAAAAUUUAGAUGUAUUUUCAAAGAAUUCCCAUACUUCAACUAUAUACAGUCCAAAGCCUUUGACGAUCUUCUUUACACAGAUAAGAAUUUUGUGAUUUGUGCUCCAACUGGUUCUGGGAAAACUGUAAUCUUUGAACUAGCUAUAACGAGAUUGUUAAUAGAAGUACCAUUGCCAUGGUCAAAUAUUAAAAUUGUUUACAUGGCACCAAUAAAAGCCUUAUGUAGUCAGCGUUUUGAUGACUGGAAUAAAAAAUUUGGACCUCUAGGACUGAAUUGUAAAGAACUCACUGGAGAUACAGCAAUGGAUGACCUAUUUGAAAUUCAGCAUGCCUACAUUAUUAUGACAACCCCAGAAAAAUGGGAUAGCAUGACUAGGAAAUGGAGAGACAACUCUUUGAUCCAACUAGUUCGACUGUUUCUCAUUGAUGAGGUACAUGUUAUAAAAGACGAAUAUCGAGGUCCAACUCUUGAAGUUGUGGUCAGCAGAAUGAAAACUGUAAAGUCUUUAUCACAUACUUCAGAAAAUACCAGCAUUCUUGCUCCAAUGAGAUUUGUAGCUAUAUCUGCAACAGUUCCAAAUGCUGAGGAUAUUGCAGAAUGGCUUUCAGAUGGUGAAAGACCAGCUGUGUGUUUAAAAAUGGAUGAAAGCCAUAGACCAGUGAAACUUCGCAAAGUAGUCCUUGGAUUUCCUUGCAGUGAUAAUCAAACUGAAUUUAAGUUUGACUUAACACUCAACUACAAAAUUGCCAGUGUUAUACAAACAUAUUCUGAUCAGAAGCCCACACUUGUGUUUUGUGCAACAAGAAAAGGUGUACAACAAGCUGCUUCUGUUCUCAUAAAAGAUGCUAAAUUUAUUAUGACUGUGGAACAGAAACAAAGGUUACAGAAGUGUGCAAACUCCAUAAGAGAUUCAAAACUGAGAGAUAUUUUUAUAUAUGGUGUUGCUUAUCAUCAUGCUGGUAUGGAACUGUCAGAUAGAAAAGUAGUGGAAGGAGCUUUUACUGCUGGAGAUCUACCAGUUCUUUUUACUACUAGUACUUUAGCAAUGGGAGUAAAUUUGCCUGCUCAUCUAGUAAUUAUAAAAUCCACAAUGCAUUAUGCUGGAGGCAUGUUUGAAGAAUACAGUGAAACAGAUGUUCUACAGAUGAUUGGUAGAGCUGGUCGACCUCAAUUUGACACUACAGCUACUGCAGUUAUUAUGACUCGGUUAAGUACAAGAGAGAAGUACAUUCAGAUGUUAGCUUGCAAUGACACUGUAGAAAGCAGUUUGCACAGGCAUCUUAUUGAACAUUUAAAUGCAGAGAUAGUAUUACACACCAUCACAGAUGUGAACAUUGCUUUGGAGUGGAUACGAUCAACCUUACUUUAUAUAAGAGCCUUGAAAAAUCCAUCUCAUUAUGGUUUUGCAUCUGGAUUGAGCAAAGAUGGAAUUGAAGCAAAAUUACAAGAAUUAUGUUUGAAGAAUCUGAAUGAUUUAUCAUCUCUCGAUUUGAUAAAGAUGGAUGAAGAUGUUAAUUUCAAACCAACUGAGGCAGGAAGAUUGAUGGCUUGGUAUUAUAUCACAUUUGAAACAGUGAAGAAAUUUUGUGCAAUAAGUGGAAAGGAAACUUUAUCAGAUCUGGUCACAAUGAUAUCCAGCUGCAAGGAAUUUUUAGAUGUACAGUUAAGGAUAAAUGAAAAGAAAACACUGAAUACUUUGAACAGAGAUCCAAAUCGAAUUACUAUCAGAUUUCCAAUGGAAGGAAGAAUUAAAACAAGAGAAAUGAAAGUAAAUUGUCUUAUUCAGGCUCAAUUAGGAUGCAUUCCUGUACAAGAUUUUACACUGACACAAGAUACCUCGAAAAUUUUCAGAAGUGGCUCACGAAUUACAAGAUGGUUGUCAGAUUUUGUGGCCGCCCAAGAAAAGGAGUUUUCUGUACUGUUGAACAGUUUGAUUUUAGCUAAAUGUUUCAGAUCUAAACUUUGGGAAAACUCUCUACAUGUUUCCAAACAGCUGGAAAAAAUUGGUAUAACAUUAUCAAAUGCAAUGGUUAAUGCUGGUUUGACUUCUUUUAAAAAAAUAGAAGAAACUGAUGCAAGGGAACUUGAACUGAUUCUAAAUAGACAUCCUCCAUUUGGAACUCAGAUUAAAGAAACUGUGAUGUAUCUACCAAAAUACAACAUUGAAGUGGAACAGAUUGGAAGAUAUACUGAUACUAUGGCAGAAAUAGUAGUAACUGUAAUGCUGAAAAACUUUGAACAACUGCAAUCCAGAAGAACAGCACCAGAUUCUCACCAUGUUACCUUAAUAAUAGGUGAUGCAGAUAAUCAACUGGUUUUUAAGCACAAAAUUAUGGAUUCAGCUUUGCUAAAAACUGGAAACUGGGCCAAAAAGAUUGAUGUGAAGAGAGCUCUUAAAUCUGAAGAUCUUAGUAUAAAUCUAAUUAGUUCUGAAUAUGUUGGACUUGAUAUUCAGCAGAAAUUUAAAGUUUUUUACUUAGUGCCUGAAAAGUUUGGAAAUCAAAUAAUUAUGCAGAAAAAAUCAGAAACAGAGACUUCCCAUUCUAAACCUUCAAACAGACCUAAUGUGACAGGAUCCAAUAAAGGAAUAGCUACAUCCAAAAAACCUGGAAACCGAGAAUGUAAUCAUCACUGUAAAAAUAAACAGGCAUGUGGACAUGACUGCUGUAAAACUGGUGUUGCACAGAAGUCAGAAAUUAAAGAUCCAACAAUUUCUUCAUAUUUAUCUGAUUUAAGAAACAGGAAUACUAUUUCAUCUCUUCCUCCAGCUAAACGCCUCAGGAUGCAGAUGAAUAAAUCCCAAAGUGUGGACCUUAAAGAGUUUAGUUUUACUCAAAAACCUUCUCUUCCCAGUGUAUCAAGUUCAAAAUAUUUAAACAUACCUGAAUUGCAUAUAAUGAAGCAGAGGGAUCAGCCAGAAAUCUGUGUAGAAGUUCAACAACAAACGCCAUCCAAAUAUCAGUACAAAGAUAUUUCUAGAUCGAACUGUUCUGCAACUUCAAGUGAGAAACCCCCUCAGAAAAUGAUGUUCAACAGAAAUCUUAAUGCAUCUGGAAAUCAGAAUUUGAUAGGUGCAGAUAAAAGUAGCUAUCCAUUUUCAGAAGUUUUGAAUGUAAACUUUGAAUUGGGAAAUGAAGUUUGGGAUGACUUUGAUGAUGAAAACUUAGUAGAAGUUACAGACUGUUCAGCUGAUACUGAAAAGAUAAAAACAUCAGGAUUUGGAACCACUUUGAGUUCAAAUGCUAGAGGAAGUAAGAGAUCCUUCCAAGAGUCAAAGUGCAAAUUCCAACGAGAAAUGUCAAACAGUUUUGCUUCAUCACAUGAAGAACCAGAUAUUUAUUUAUCAAACUCUGCUAUGUCCAAGUUUGGUGCAUGUUCCAUGAUAAAAAUACCUCAACACACUGAAAAUGUCCAUUUACAAGAAAGAAGACAACAACAAAAUCUGUCGCCAGAGAUCAAAAGACUGUGCUUCACUCACUCUGAAAAACUAACAAAUUCUUCAAAAAGUUUUAAGAAUGUGGAUUUCUUUAUUAGUAAUAAUGAAUAUAAAAAGGAGAUUGAUUUUAGUAGGUAUCAUCCCGAUGAUGAAGCUGACGAAAUAAAGUCUUUUCUGGGAAUAUUUGAUGAUAUCUUCUAGGACAAAUUUUAAAAAAUGCUUUUUUAUAUUGAUAAUGCAAAACAUAAAGACAUACAAAGCAUGCUUUUGAUUUCUAAAGGUAGUUCAUAACAACGGAUUUUUUUUUCUCAUGGAUUUGACCAGUUUUGUGACUUACUUUGCAACAUAAUGUCUAGGCUGAUUUAUUUUUCCAUUAUAUUAAUAACUGUGAAAAUCAUAGUACUUUGUUUCAGUGAACUGGGAAUUAAGUUUCAUUUAGAUAUAAUAACUUGCCUAUUACUUUAAUUUUUGCAGUUACCAAUUUAAAAUUUCAUUUUUGUGCUUUAUUAACAAAAAGGAAGGUAUUCUGUGAAAAUAAAAUAUUGCAGGUCAAUAAAUCUGCUUAUUGUAUGGAUUAUUCAACAAUAUUAUUUAACUAAAUAUUUUCAAGAAUUCAGUAGCCAAAUAAAUCUAUUGUUAAAUUAUUUACAGUAAUAAUAAAUGAAAUAUUAAUCAAUAUA
This is a messenger RNA of Erinaceus europaeus (western European hedgehog), 5404 nucleotides long. RefSeq names its product helicase for meiosis 1 (gene HFM1). The record is from RefSeq and is a predicted model, not a curated record. Bases 486 to 4925 code for a protein of 1479 amino acids. The transcript is spliced from 39 exons. NCBI's taxonomy places the organism in Eukaryota, Metazoa, Chordata, Mammalia, Eulipotyphla, Erinaceidae. Gene Ontology annotation, molecular function: nucleic acid binding; ATP binding.